CUCUUCUGUCUCGUCUCUGUCCGCGCUGCCGGCUAUCCAUCUCCGCUGAGCACGACAGCACCGUCCCCAGUGGCAACUCAAUCGAAGCCGAUCCAGAGUCCAGACUAACCUCUUGGCCUCCGCUUGUUCCGGCCAUGUCGCGCUUCUUCCGCGGCGCCGCCCUCACCGCUGCCGCAGCGGUUGCGGGCCUGUCCUCUGCAUUCUCGCGGAGCCUCAUUUCGCCCCUCCCCCUUGCGGCUUCUCCCUCUUCCCCGUCGACGCUCAUCGCGGCCUCCGGUCACCUAGCCCUCGUACGCGCGCACCCAGGUCUUCGCGAGCUCGACGCCAUGCUUACACCGGCCUCCUUCCUCGUUGACGCGACCCAGGCGUUCCUCAUUGUCGCACUGCGCUGUCCGCCUAUCUUCCCCGAAACGAUCCGCCGGAGCCCGGAAAGCCUCGCCGAGCAGAUCCUGUCCGCAGAAUCGGAGGGCCACACCGCGAUGGAGGAGGCAGCCUUGAAGGCCCGGACCAUCAUGGCACUCAUGGAUGCGCGUGAAGGCCGCCUCGACGACGCGCUCGACGCCAUCGUGCUCCUCGCCGCGGAGCGCCCAGGCGACACCACCUUGCGCCUCUAUGCCGCCGCGCUCUGCUACGUGCUAAGCCGCCACGAGGAGGGGGGGCAGUGGCUACAAGAUUCCGCCGUGCCCGACCUCUCCCGCUACGAGCACAAGUUUCAUUUCGUGGAGGCCGUCCUUAACGCCGCGAUCGGUUCCGCGCCGCGCGCCGUGGUGGGCUCGGAGGAGCUGGUCUUGGUCAGCACGCUCUGGCUGCUCGAGAUGUCGAUGUGGUCCAUUUUCACGCACGGUAAUCUGCGGGAGAGGCUUCUGGUGUUAGCGAUGAUGGCAUUCCUGCGGGGCGUCGUGGCGAGGAAGUUACACAGAGAUGAUGGUCCAGCAACGAAGCAGGGAUCUUAGGAGGCCACCCCAAACUAACUAGGUGAAUUGUCUUUAGAACUCCAUUCACGUUUAGGUGACCGUGUCUGGAAAUUCAUUGGUUAAGACGGAGUAUUGAAGUCAAGUGGUGAUCACUUAAUCAUUAGCUGUUGUUGAAGUGUUGUGCAGAAAUCCUCAACCAAAUGCAUAUUGUCCAAAUUUGACUUUUAUCUUGGCGCUGCCGUUAUAUUCCAUAGACUGGUACGAAAGUAAUGCAUUCAUGCCUUCGCUGGUUUCGCAGCCAAGGUGCGAAUAGCAAUGUUAAAAAGCUGUAUGGAUUGUUAGAAUUACAUUCAUAUGCUUGGAGGUGUCAUGAUAAUCUUUUACUCUUCAA
This is a messenger RNA of Zea mays, 1305 nucleotides long. RefSeq lists its product as uncharacterized. The transcript is spliced from 2 exons. Lineage: Eukaryota; Viridiplantae; Streptophyta; Magnoliopsida; Poales; Poaceae. The record is from RefSeq and is a predicted model, not a curated record. Bases 135 to 953 code for a protein of 272 amino acids.